UCCACCUGUUUCCGGUGGGCGUGUGUGUAUGUGUAUGUGUGUAUGUGAGCUCGUGUGUGUGGGGAGGGGGAGAGUACGGGCUGAGACGGGGGCCAAUCUCGUCUGCUCGGCAUUUCCCGGCGGCCCCCUCGCUGCGGUGGGUGUUGUACACAAUCAUCAUGGCGGCGGCCGGAGCCCCGGAUGAAGUCGAGGAGCCCGGCAUGGAAACGGAUGCCCAGAAGCUGCAGCUCAACUGCGUGGACGCUGAGGCUGAGACCUCGUUGUGCUCCUCGUCUUCGUCCUCGGCCGCGGCCGCGACGGCCAAGGGCAACCUGCAGGCAGACCCGACGCAGGGGGGCAUAGCCAGCGCCCAGGCCUCGGUCAGCAACGGCGACGACGCCGACACGGAGAAGGAGCUAGUAGAUCUGAAGAUCAUUUGGAACAAGAACAAAUACGACGUGCGAGUGCCUCUGGACAGCACAGGGGCCGAGCUGAAGCGAAAGAUCCACUCCAUUACAGGCUUACCACCUGCCAUGCAGAAAGUUAUGUUUAAGGGACUUCUACCUGAGGAGAAAACAUUACGGGAAAUCAAAGUAACCAGUGGUGCCAAGAUUAUGGUGGUUGGAUCUACAAUAAAUGAUGUUUUAGCAGUAAACACACCCAAAGAUGCAGCACAGCAAGAAGCGAAAGCUGAAGAGAGUAAGAAGGAACCACUUUGUAGGCAGAAGCAACACAGAAAAGUGUUAGAUAAAGGGAAACCUGAAGAUGUGAUGCCUUCUGUUAAGGGUGCCCAGGAACGACUGCCAACAGUACCUUUAUCAGGCAUGUAUAAUAAGACCGGAGGAAAAGUGAGACUCACCUUUAAAUUAGAGCAAGACCAGUUGUGGAUUGGCACUAAAGAGCGAACUGAAAAAUUACCCAUGGGCUCCAUUAAAAAUGUGGUCAGUGAACCUAUUGAAGGACAUGAAGAUUACCACAUGAUGGCAUUUCAGUUGGGUCCCACCGAAGCCUCUUACUACUGGGUGUAUUGGGUUCCAACUCAGUAUGUGGAUGCAAUCAAAGACACUGUGCUGGGAAAAUGGCAGUAUUUUUGAAAGCACUUUCACCUCUGGCACAGGAGACUGACCCAAAGUGAAGGACAUUGCUGGGAGAGGCCUGCAACAUGCCCGGAUUUCAUAGUCCUGGAACUUUUAUUAAUUCAAAUCUGAGGAGAUAUUGACUGAAGCCAGAGGUGAUGUACUUUCACCAUUAGUUUACUUUUAACUUAAAAUUGCAAAAUCCCUUCCCUUCAGUCAGCUUCAAACCAUAUUUAAAGUGAAUACGGUGGAAAUCAAUAAAUCUUAAUUCAGAACGCGUUGUGUGGAAUACUCUUAAGUGUUCUGAGAGUAGAUCUGCCAAUUUCGUUUAAAAACAAAUGAUCAAAAUAUAUAUAUAUAUAUCUGGGUUUUUUAAUGUGAUUUGAACUAAAAAAUAUUUUCAUAAAUCUUUGGUUGCAAAUGGUUAAUUUGAGCUGAUUUGUUGUGACAGAGUUUGAGGCACAUUUUUUUUUUUUUAAAUUUUCCUACUUAUAAAUUGUAAAUGGUAUGCAAAGUUGGGGGGGUGGGGUUAGUAAGCCAUAUUUUUCUGGCCUUUGGUUCAGGUUUGACCUGAACCCUCCCCUCCCUCUCAGCCUCUCUUCCCCUUGCCCCCCCUCCCCCUCCCAAAAAAAUGAGCUAUUAAUUUUUAUUUGUAAAUCCAAAGAUGAUUUAUUUUUCCUCUUCUCUGUAUUUCUCUACCCCUUCACUUUUCAUUUCCUGUAAUCAUUUUGUUUCUAUUUUGAUGCUGACUGAUCACACAAUGGGAGGGGUGGGAAGGGACACAUCAUUGGGUUUUAAGCAUCAUAUCCUACAGAUGCUCAUUUUAGGGCAUAGUGACCCUAAAAUUGUUCCCAUCCCUCAUUCUUUGUGAAAACCCAACUGCUCUUGGUAUAAAACAUCUUGUCCUGAGGUUCCAGAUUCCCAUGCAGGUCAGCUGCCUCAUUUUAGUGGCUGGCAGAAUUGAGCAGAGGUCCUAAAAUUACCUAGACUAUCUUGAAUGUGACUGGUCCAUUGUCAUGACAAUUCAUAGCAGAAACAGGUACCAAGAGUCCUGGACAGUUGGAGGUCUUUUUGAUGUGGCCUAUCACUCUCCAUCAUGCUGGUUCAUUUUUGCCACUGGAGUUAAGAAGAACCAGGCAUAUAAAACUCCCUGACAAAUGGCAAUGAAGUCAGGUACAUUCCUAUUUUUCUUUAGACAACAUUUAAAAGAAUUUUUGGGGGGAAGUCUAACUAACUUUAGUCAUGCUUCCUAUUUCUUUUUGGUCAUUCUGCUCACCAGCCAUUAAGUUCAAGUGUCCUUUAUCUCAGGUUCAGUCACACUUACCCUUUCUAUCCUGGAAAGGUGCUUGCCAUGAGUUGAUGAUAUUUAAAAGACAAGACUGACUCCACUGGACCAGCAAUUGCCCUUCUCACUUAUGUCCCUUGUGCUCCUGGUAUACUCGGUCACUUUUUUUUUUUUUUUUGAUGGAUUGAUAACUUCUGAAGGUAGAGGGAAAACUCUUGUGCUUCUUCCCUUUGCUGUUGUCUUUGAAAUCCCCCCCUGUCAGAUGCAGGCCUCUGGGCUAGGUCUCCAAGCUUAACCGGUCAGCAGUGGCACAGCUGACCUACCUACAGGUUUUAGGUGGCUCCCUUCUCAAUGUGUAGAAUAUAUUUUAGUGUGUGUUUUUGACUGAGAAUGACUAUGCAGUGUAAGCCAGUUGUGAGAGCUAUUCUGUACCCUUCUUGUCUAAUGUGUAGUUUGGGAGUCCAGCUCACACAAGAAGAAUAAUCUGCUGCUUAUUAUAUUGCAGUUGUUCCUAAGUUAUUUAAUGUAUAGGAAAAUCAUUUUAUUGUCAGUAAGGGCAUAAAUAUUGUAUAUGUGUUGGAAGUUUCUUAGAAACUUUGUUUCCAUCCUUUGAAAGUAGCAGUAACUGCAGCAUUUGUAUAUCCAAUUGUAUAUCAAUGUUCAGUUUCCCCAGCGGGGAGACAGUACAAUAUAUGAAGGAAAGUCUGUGUGUCCUACUCUCGGCAGCCCAUCAGUGCUGCAUUGUACAGCUCUGCAGACCAAAUGGUCGCAUAACAGCGUGCAUUUCUGGCAUCAGCAUGGUCUUGGUUUUAACUUUCUCCAUCCAUUGUAUUCAUUUCUUCAUCUAGUGAUGUCAUUUGAACAAGCAUUUAUUAAAACCAUGCUUGGUAUAUGUAGAACACUGUGCUAAGCACUGAGUAAGAUGUGGAGUUUAUAGAAAAUAGAGUCCUUGUCCUUACAGGUCUUAUAGUCUAGUACUCUGCUUUUUCUUUUAAACCCACCUCACUUGCCUCUUCUUUAAAAAAAAAAAAAUCCAUUUCUCCACCCUGCUUGCCUAAAAUAAUGUUUUCAGAUCCUCAGUGGUAUCACCUCUCUUGUUUCCCUUUAUUCUUUGGACGGCCCGUGCUCUGGUGCAUCACCUCCAUUUUCAGCUGAGCCACAGUAUUAAAGUUGUUCUUCAAUUUAUUCUCUAUUAUAUCCUGUUCCUGAAAAACAAACUGCUUAUCUGCCUAUAGUCAGUACACUAAAGUAUGAUUUAAGCUUGGGUGAGGGAUUUAUUUAGUUUGGGGUAUGUAUGUGUCUGUCUCUCUCUCUCUCUCUCUCUCUCUCUCUCUUUUUCUCUCUCUCUUUUUUUUAAGUGAAAUGGUGCUUUUUCCUCCAGAAGUAAUUAUUACAUAUUAUCUUACAAUAAUGUAAGUUACACCUUUUUCAUAUAGAGCUGUUCAUAAGAGCCAGAGGUUUUAGAAUGCCCAUUGCAAAGCUGCCUGUAUUUGUUAGAGAACAUUAUAAGAUUGUCUAACUAUAUGGAUGAGGGUUUGUGUAUAGCUCUGGGGACAGAUCUGUCUCAGGGAGAAUAGAAAUAGAACUUAAAAGAAGCCAUGGAAAAAGGUGUUUGAUUUACGUCUGUGCCCUUUUUGGCAUGCUCUCAUAAGUAUUACCAUAAAAAUCAGAUCUGUGAUUGGCUUCAACAGGUUUAUUCAGCCUAGUGGAUUUUUUUAAUCAAAUUUAUAUACAAAGUGGAACCACAGCUCCUCUUAUGGAUAAGAUAAUAGUUCUUUAAGAUUGUUUCUAUAUCUUCUCUCUCUUUCAUCGCUGGCCCUGAAAUCUAUAUUCUGAGUUUGGUUGAUUUCCUUCAAUGUGAUAAGGUAGCAUAAGGAAAGGAGAAUGAUUUUAAUCUAUCCUGGCUUCAAAUAUUUUCUUUCUCUCUUAUCUUUCCCUCCCCCACCCCUAAUUGGUGGAGAAGAUAAUGAAACCUAUGUAAUAUAAGCAGAUUUCCUUGAAAAUGGGAGGAAAGCACAUUUAUCAUUUGAGAGGCCAGAUGCUUGAUGUCCCAUUCAUUUCAAAAGAUUCUUACAUGCUUCCUGGACUUUGUUCUUUCCCAGAAUAUUAAUGUCUGACCCUCUGCUCCCACAUGUUAUUUCUUACUGGCAUAGAAUCUUAGUUGAGGACAUUUUAUGAAGACAAGAUAAAGAGAUCACCACUGAGGGCUGGCUGCUUUUUCUGUCUUAUUUGGCCUGCUUAGUCGGCCUAGAAACAAUAGAGUUUGAAACUCUCUAGUAUUAAGGAAAUCUCUUAAUACAGAAAUUUUCCUCGUAGCAGUAGCAUAAUUUAAAUGAAAUUGGAUUAAGUAAGGAUGCACUUUGUUGUAAUGCUUUGGCACAGUCUUAUGGAGGUGGGUUAGCAGAAAACCAAGCCUUCUAUCUUUAAUGAGUAUGAUGCCAUUUAUUACAUAGACUUCUUAAGGAGUCACUGCUUUGCAUUAAAAGGGCCAAAGAGAUAAACUUUCCCACAUUGCCACAUCUGUAAAAAAUGGCCAUAUUUCAACAAGAAAUCUUUUUCUUCCUGUUCUAGCUUCUAAAAUGUGUCUACUGAAGCAAACCAGAGUAUACUGUCCUAACUCCCCCUUCCCCUUGUUUGGUGUGCCAAUUAAACAGUGCAGGGUUGUCUUUCUUUGGGCAGUCAUUGUCCACAAUUCUUUCUCCCUCCCCCUCCUCCCCCCCAUCACUGGUCUUAUUCAUCCAUCUUGUCUUAGAGAUUUUUUUUUUUUUUUUUUUUGGUGUCAUGGGGCUUACAGAAAAAAUUCAUCUCCUGAUAGAUUUGGUUCCUCUGAAAUUGAGGGGUCAGGAGAACUGUGGUGAUGCAGCACUGGAUGGCUUUACCUUCUAGGCUAGGUGUGGCUUCAGUGAUUGUGAUUCUGACUGCUUUCUUAUUUCUAAGCAAGUUAUUUUUUAUUUCUCAAAAAGAACUUCCGCUGCAGAAUUAUUUGAAAAUGAAAUAGAUGUAAGUACCACUUGGAUGGUAUUUUUAUUUUAUUUUUAAAUAAUCAAAUGCCUGUUUGGGGGUAAAUGAAAAAUAUUUAGUCUAUUAGAUUUGCACUGCUGGAUUUUUUAAGUGUAAUCUCUACUGGUUAUCUCAUUGUUUAUUCUGUAAGAUUAGUCUUACCAAUUAAAGUUUGAUAAUUAA
This is a messenger RNA of Antechinus flavipes (yellow-footed antechinus), 5523 nucleotides long. RefSeq names its product ubiquitin family domain containing 1 (gene UBFD1). The record is from RefSeq and is a predicted model, not a curated record. Bases 159 to 1073 code for a protein of 304 amino acids. Gene Ontology annotation, molecular function: RNA binding; cadherin binding. The transcript has 7 exons. Lineage: Eukaryota; Metazoa; Chordata; Mammalia; Dasyuromorphia; Dasyuridae.